Molecule: messenger RNA, 1425 nt
Organism: Austrofundulus limnaeus
Lineage: Eukaryota; Metazoa; Chordata; Actinopteri; Cyprinodontiformes; Rivulidae
Gene: vps72a
Product: vacuolar protein sorting 72 homolog a
Cellular component (GO): nucleus
Source: RefSeq, a predicted model, not a curated record
GCAACCUUUGUCCCGGAUGUGAUACUUCGUUUUCAAAACAGUGGUUGUAUUAGCAAACAGCGUAUUGUAUUACUAACAUAACUACUAAACAAAUACGUUUURGURCUGAGAGMUUGUAUUAUAUUUAUAACAUAAAUUAAAUAUGGCURCUACCAGACAGUUUAUUCAACGCAUAAAGUAACGCCGGACAACCCGUUCAAAACUACAUCGCAAAACGAGCUAAGUUCGKUUAGCAUUGCUAAGAAAUUGUACAACAAUGACUUUGGCUGUCGGACGCGAACCCAGAAAGACUGCGGGGAACCGCAUGUCUAAACUACUGGAUGCUGAAGAAGAGGAUGAGUUCUACAAGACCACAUAUGGAGGCUUCCACGAUGAAUCCGGGGAUGAUGAAUAUCACGGAGAACAUUCAGAUACAGAGGACGAGGUGGACAGCGACUUUGACAUCGAUGAGGGUGACGAGCCGGACAGUGACCAGGAGGAAGCUGCACCGCGGAGAAAAAGUCGGGUCGUCACUAAAGCUUAUAAGAAAACUAUGAGCGUUUGGAAGCAGACAAGAAGAAACAAGUUCAUAAGAAGCGACGUUUUGAGGGGCCGACCAUCCGGUAYCAUUCAGUCCUCAUGCCGCUCGUCUCGCAGUCACUACUCAAAGAAGAAAACGUGGACGUCGAGGGCCUGGAUCAGGAUGUUUCUCAGGCGGCACCACAAAAUCCCACGACACCCUCCCAACAGCCCACCGGAGGCCUGUGCUCCAGGACUUUCAUYACGUUUAGCGACGAGGAAGCUUUCGACGUGGCUUUUGCUCACAGUAGCCAWUCGAGCCCUCAGCUCCCCGUCCAGGAGAUCUGUCCUGUCACCCACAAGGCGGCCCUGUACCGAGACCCGGUCACAGAUAUACCUUACGCCAACGCCCGAGCCUUCCGCAUUAUCCGAGAAGCGUACCGAAAAUACGUGGCGGCUCAUGGGUUUCCAAACACUUCGGGAGGGGGACAAGGAGGCGACUCUUCUGCCAUGAAGGGCGUCCGGCAGAAAAUGGUUGUCAAACAGACUGCCGUUUCCACGUAAUUGGUUAUUUCUUUCUUUAAAAUUACGCAACUUUCAUUCAGAGGGUUUUUAUCUCACCUCAGUUAAAUCAGUUGGAUUUCUAUGAAGUGUGGGGUGUCUCAUUAAUUCUUAAUGUAAGAAAAUACAUAAUUAUUAUUUGGACCAGAUGAGGCAGAAGUGCAUGAAAACCUACAGGAUGACCUGUUUUUGAUUUCAAACUGAAAUAUGUUGUACGUUUUAAUGUUUUGUCUUUUUUACAGUUUAUUUGUUUAGUUUUUAUAGAUAUGCUCCUCAAAGAAAGAUCAAAUAAAACAUUUAAAGUCGUAACAUUUUUCUGGACCUUACUGUUAAAAGUGGCUUUGAUAAGGUUUACAUAAAAAUCAG